UUCAUCCGAUUUUAGCAUGUCGACUCUGUCUCUCCUUCAGUUGAAAAAUGCUCGUGCUCCCUCUUCAGGGUGUUAGCAUUUGAAACGAACGGAUUAUAUUGCUCACUGCUUCUUCUUCAAACCGUUUUACCCACAUUAUGGAGAAAUGUUCUUUUUCAUAUGUCAAGUGAUAUCUAGCGAUAACAAGUGAAAGUGAAAAGUAAACAAGUUCUGUUCUGUGCAGUGACUGUGACGGAAUUUUGCAACAGCGGUUUAAUUGCUAUUUUGGAAAAUUUGUUUCAUUAUUUUUGAUUUUUUUGUUUUAUUUUGUUUUAUAUAAAAUGUCUUCGAGCAAUGACAGUAAUAUUUACCGGCGACGAAAGCGCAAUUUGGAGGAAUUGGAGCAGCAAACCGACGCUGAGUGGAGCCAGCUAUCAUUUAAGACCAGACCAGAUGGAUCCAUAGAAAUUCCUUGGCCAAAUAUGUCAAGUGACGAACCCGUAAAUACUAACAAUGGUGAUGGUGAAAGUGCUAACAAUUUUUUGGAAGGUGAUUUUGGUACUAACAUAGACGAUAUUGUAGGUAGUUUGGGUAUGGAUAGUGAUCACCUGGAUGCCGAUCGUGACGGUGAUGAUAAUAUCACAGCAGGUUUGGGGAAUUCUGGUAUCAAGGGAUUGAGACGGUCCUGCAACAACAUUUUCGAAAUGUCAUUCCCGAAGAAGACCUUUUUACGAUUCAAGUGUCUAUCGACGGGCUUCCACUCUUCAGAAGUUCAAAACGGCAACUGUGGCCGAUACUGA
Anopheles funestus (African malaria mosquito) is the source of this 779-nucleotide messenger RNA. RefSeq lists its product as uncharacterized. The transcript is spliced from 3 exons. The coding region runs from base 321 to 779 and encodes 152 amino acids. The record is from RefSeq and is a predicted model, not a curated record. Lineage: Eukaryota; Metazoa; Arthropoda; Insecta; Diptera; Culicidae.